GACAAAGUCCUGGCCCAGCCGCACCACGAGCUGGACUCCAAGACGAUUGACCCUAAAGUUGCAUUUCCCCGACGAGCACAGCCUAAGAUGGUCACAAGAACAAAGAAAAUAUUUGUAGGUGGAUUAUCGGCUAACACGGUAGUGGAAGACGUAAAGCAAUACUUUGAACAGUUUGGCAAGGUGGAGGACGCCAUGCUUAUGUUUGACAAGACGACCAACAGGCAUAGAGGAUUUGGCUUCGUAACUUUUGAAAAUGAAGACGUGGUGGAAAAAGUCUGUGAAAUUCAUUUCCACGAAAUCAAUAAUAAAAUGGUAGAAUGUAAGAAAGCACAACCUAAAGAAGUGAUGUUUCCACCAGGGACGAGAGGAAGGGCGCGUGGAUUGCCGUACACCAUGGACGCUUUUAUGCUGGGGAUGGGAAUGUUGGGUUACCCGAAUUUUGUUGCAACGUAUGGCCGAGGAUAUCCUGGAUUUGCCCCAAGUUACAGCUAUCAGUUCCCAGGUUUUCCGGCAGCGGCUUAUGGACCAGUAGCAGCGGCAGCCGUGGCGGCAGCAAGAGGAUCAGGUUUUGUUUUACGUGCAAACAGACCUGGCUCCAACCCAGCCCGACCCGGAGGCUUCCCCGGGGCCAACAGCCCAGGGCCCGUCGCGGAUCUCUACGGCACGGCCAGCCAGGACUCCGGCGUGGGUAACUACAUAAGCGCCGCCAGCCCGCAGCCGGGCUCCGGCUUCGGCCACGGCAUCGCCGGACCUUUGAUUGCAACGGCUUUUACAAAUGGAUACCAUUGAAACGUUACAUGGUUGGUUGCCAUCUCACUUGGAGAGUCUCUCUGGAUGUCCGGGCAAGACGGGGCGAAGUUUCUGAGCGGUCCCACCUUUGGGUGACCUCAUCAGGCUUUGAGCACCACAUCAUCACCGAGAACGCAACGGAACGGGAGGUGGCACUCGACGGACUUAGGUUGUUUAAAAAACAAACAAACAAACAAACAAAAAAAUCUCUCUCAUCAUCUCAUGAAUCUGCUGUACUAUAAAAACAACAGCUUUUAAAAGUAUGUAU
Messenger RNA from Calidris pugnax (ruff), 1057 nucleotides. RefSeq names its product musashi RNA binding protein 2 (gene MSI2). The record is from RefSeq and is a predicted model, not a curated record. The transcript has 12 exons. Gene Ontology annotation, cellular component: cytoplasm. The coding region runs from base 88 to 789 and encodes 233 amino acids. Gene Ontology annotation, molecular function: RNA binding. NCBI's taxonomy places the organism in Eukaryota, Metazoa, Chordata, Aves, Charadriiformes, Scolopacidae.